AUGGUGUUGAAUUUAGACGCUCUAGUGAGAAACCCUGCUAAUAGGGAAUUCUUCCAGAUAAUCAAGUCCAUGAGAAAUGGUAUUGUUUAUGGUGGUAGAUUGAGGUUUGCACACGCUUUAGUUAUUCAAUUGUUAUUCAGAAGAUCAGUACCUCUAGAGAAAAGAUUGAAGUUGGUAUUUAGGCAAGCUAAAGAUCAUGGUAGUAUUCUUGCAUCAUUUGCUCUGAUAUACAAGCUUUUGAUGAUGUCCUUGAAGAAAUUGAACGGUGGUGCUCCAAUUAAUGAAUUCAUUUCAGGGUUCAUUGGUGCUUUGAUAGUCUAUGGAAAUAGAACUCCAUACUUUAACCAUUCAAUUGCACACCAAAUAACAUUGUAUUGUGCAGCUAGAGUGUUACUAGGACUUGGGAAGAUGUUGGCUUUCAAAAUUGCCAAAUAUUUGAAAGAGGAGCAUGGAUUCCAUAAUAAGAAACAUAUCAGACAUGCAAUUGGAACCAAUACCUGGACACUAUUUGCAAGUGUUUCUUGGGGGCUUGUCAUGUAUUUGCAUCGCUAUUAUCCAUCAUUCUUACAACAUAGUUUAGAAUCAAGUAUGGUUUAUAUCUAUGAUGAUUUCAAAUGGGAUGAUCUCAAAUCACUCUUGGGUAUUUAA
Hansenula anomala is the source of this 648-nucleotide messenger RNA. RefSeq names its product Tim17/Tim22/Tim23/Pmp24 family protein. The coding region runs from base 1 to 648 and encodes 215 amino acids. Gene Ontology annotation, cellular component: peroxisomal membrane. The transcript has a single exon. NCBI's taxonomy places the organism in Eukaryota, Fungi, Ascomycota, Saccharomycetes, Phaffomycetales, Wickerhamomycetaceae. The record is from RefSeq and is a predicted model, not a curated record.